Molecule: messenger RNA, 6346 nt
Organism: Xenopus laevis (African clawed frog)
Lineage: Eukaryota; Metazoa; Chordata; Amphibia; Anura; Pipidae
Gene: dgkq.L
Product: diacylglycerol kinase theta L homeolog
Exons: 23
Coding region: 684-3554 (956 amino acids)
Biological process (GO): phospholipase C-activating G protein-coupled receptor signaling pathway; signal transduction; glycerolipid metabolic process
Cellular component (GO): membrane; cytoplasm
Molecular function (GO): transferase activity; ATP-dependent diacylglycerol kinase activity; kinase activity
Source: RefSeq, a predicted model, not a curated record
AGCAGCAAAUAAGUGACUGAGGUAAAGCUUGGAUGGUUACUGGGUCUGUACAUUAGUCACACUCAUUUGUGUCAGUUCUGAAAGAGAAGAGUCAGUGAAUGGACGAAGAAAGUGUUGGUGUGGUGUUUGAAUGAGAGCAGGCAGAGACAGAGCUGGGAGUCAGUGACUGUCAAAGUGAGAGGAAACUUGGAGAUGUUAUGAGACACUCAUGGACAACAGAGACAGCCUGAGCAUGUGUGUGUGAAAGGGAAGUAGCGAGAGUGGAGUAGAGAGAGUGAAAGGGAAGAGACUGUCAGUGAAAGAGAGUGUCAGUACUAUCCGCCCCCUGCCCCUGCACACUGACGGGAUGGGCGGACUCUCCAGUCACAGCUCAGCUGGGUCAGCCCUGAGCACAGUCUCGCCUUGCGCUCUCUCUUGAGUCUCAGAGCUCCGUGGCUGCCGCCGGUGAGGAAGGAGAUGCCUUCCCCAUAUCAUUAUUCUCUUUCUCUCCCCGUCCAUCCGACCGCCGUGGGAACCCCGUAGGGAUUUGGAACCUGUAGCGUCUGGCAGACAUAACAUUGUUUGGCGAAAUCUCCUUCUUCUUGCACGUUUCCUCUUCAGCCUGGACUUUCUUUUUCCUGAUUUAAGAAAAAAAAAAGCAGUCAACCUUGGGCCCUCCCCUGCUCUCUGUGCAAGAGGGAACGAUGGCUGCAGACGGAGCUAGAUCUCGGUUUGGCAAUCUCGGCUAUCGCGGAGGGGGAGGCAGCAGUAACAGCAGCCCAUCUUCCAGCCCCAAGCUCGGAAGGGGAAAGAACAGGACCCCGCCGCAACAGCAUAAGCGAACGGCAUCCCCCCACUUCGGCUCCCCGUCCUCCUCUUCACCAGGAGCCAAACACCAGCAGCUCAAACAGGCGCCCCUGUCCCCAGCUCACAGCUUCAGGAAAGUCACCCUCACCAAGCCCACCUUCUGUCACCACUGCACGGAUUUUAUAUGGGGGCUCGCCGGCUUCCAGUGUGAAGUUUGCAACUUCAUGUCUCAUGAAAAGUGUCUGAAACACGUGAAGACUGUUUGUUCGUGCAUGGCCCCAAGUCUGGUGAGGGUUCCAGUAGCCCAUUGCUUCCGACCACCUGGACAUUAUAAGAAAAAGUUCUGUACAGUGUGCCGAAAACAUUUAGAAGAUGCGUUGACAUUAAGAUGCGAAGUUUGUGAACUUCAUGUGCACACAGACUGUGCCCAGUUUGCAUGCAGCGAUUGUCGUCAGUGCCACCAUGAUGGACAACAGAAUCACGACACAUACCAUCAUCACUGGCGAGAAGGAAAUAUGUCUUCCAGUGCUCGUUGCGAAGUCUGCAAAAAAACCUGUGGUUCUUCAGAAGUUCUCUCUGGCAUGAAAUGCGAAUGGUGUGGGAUUCAGGCUCAUGCUGCUUGUUACAUAAUCCUAAAUCAUGAAUGUACUUUUGGAAGACUUAGAAGUAUGGUGCUCCCGCCAAACUGUGUUCAUUUGCAAGCUCGUAAUUUCAGCAAAAUGCACUGCUUUCGAAUAUCAGAGAGCAUUCAAGCUGAGCAAGAUGAAGAUAACGAAAAUGAUGGAAUAACUCAAGGAUCUGUAAAAGAAACACCCACAUCUGCUGAUUCAAGCAAACAAAGUUUAAAGAUUUAUGAUGGUCAUGAUGCUGUGAAGCGCAACCAGCCCAGAAUAAUCUCAGUACCAAGGAUUUCAAAGAGUGAAGAAGUAGUGGAAGCUGCCCUGAGAGCUUACUACAUUCCAGAUGACCCCCAGGAAUAUGAACUUCAGACAUUGACACAGCAGUCUUUAGUCAGUGAUGACAUUAUAAACAGAAAUGGUGCAAUGGAGGAUGGCAAAGUUGGAUCUGUGUUCAAGGAGGCCACCCCUGAAGCUUGGAUCAUAAGAGAGAAACCAAAGGAGCGUGAAAUUCUAAAAAUAUACCCUGGAUGGAUGAAGGUCGGUGUGGCAUACAUUUCUAUUCCAGUAAAUAAAGAACAUACAGUUCAAGCAGUAAUUCAGGAGGUUCUCAUACAGCUUGGACGUCAGAAAGAAAAUCUGGAAAAUUUCAGGCUGGUGGAAGUCCUUAUGAGUAGCAAGCAAGUACAGAGGAUGGUUUUGCCAUUUGAACAAAUCAUUUUUGACAGACUUAAUGAAGUACAAAAGACUUCCAUUCGCCAGAUGAACCAAACAAGAUUUUAUAUUGAAGAAAAUGAGAAACCUGAAAUAAAAAUACAUAUAUUAGUCAGUGGUUUACCUCCUUUGCUUUCUAGCAAAGAGUAUACUGAUAUCUUAAAAGAACAUCUAGCUAUAAAAGAUAAAUUGGUUUCAGUGAUACCAGCUUACUCUCCACAAGGUGCUGUUGUCCUGGAAAUUGUAUGUUUUUCUGAAGCAGAAAGAAUAUUUAUGCUAGUAAAAGACACAUCUAUUAACAACAAGCAGCUUCAUGGUGUUGUUAUCCCUCAUAUUAUGCAUGAAAAACUGCCUCAAGAAACCUGCCCCUUGCUUGUAUUUGUGAAUCCCAAGAGUGGAGGCCUUAAAGGUCGCGAACUUCUCUACAGUUUACGUAAACUGUUGAACCCACAUCAAGUUUUUGAGCUAACCAAUGGAGGUCCACUCCCUGGGUUUCAUACUUUUUCGCAGGUUCCCUAUUUUCGUGUACUUGUUUGCGGUGGUGAUGGUACUGUUGGCUGGGUGCUCGGAGCCCUUGAAGAAAUACGAUACAAGUUGGCUUGUACAGAGCCUUCUAUAGCUGUUCUGCCACUGGGAACUGGCAAUGAUUUGGGAAGAGUGCUACGAUGGGGAGCUGGCUAUAGCGGGGAAGACCCUUAUUCUGUUCUGAUCUCUGUGAAUGAAGCUGAAAAUGUUCUAAUGGACCGCUGGACAAUACUGCUGGAUGCUCAGGAGGCAGUCGACUCAAUGGAAAAUGGCAUUUCAGAACCUGACCCACCAAAGAUUGUACAGAUGAACAACUAUUGUGGAAUUGGUAUUGAUGCAGAGCUGAGUUUGGACUUUCACCAUGCCAGAGAGAUUGAGCCGGGAAAAUUUAAUAGCAGGUUCCACAAUAAAGGAGUGUAUGUAAAAGCUGGUCUGCAGAAGUUAAGCCAUAACAAAAAUUUACACAGAAUCCUGAAACUCCAGGUUGACCAACAGGAAGUGGAAUUACCAAACAUUGAAGGUCUUAUUUUUCUCAACAUACCCAGCUGGGGCUCAGGAGCUGAUCUUUGGGGCUCUGAUAAUGAUAACCGAUAUGGAAAGCCAAGAAUCGAUGACGGAUUGCUUGAAGUUGUUGGUGUAACUGGCGUUGUUCACAUGGGUCAAGUACAAGGAGGCCUGCGUUCAGGAAUCCGUAUAGCCCAGGGAUCUUACUUCCGUGUUACCCUUCUUAAGCCUAUCCCAGUUCAAGUUGAUGGUGAACCCUGGAUCCAGCCACCUGGACAGAUUAUUAUUUCUGCAGCUGGUCCAAAGGUUCACAUGCUAAAGAAGUCUAAACAGAAGCAGAAGAAAACAUCUGCCAGCUCGAAGGACACCAAAGCUGAUUCUGUCAUACUGAAUGACAAUGGAAGUUAAAGAAAGAAGAUUCUGGAGGGAGAAUCACAGACUUCACAGUAGAACACUGCAGAUCUCAUGCCGAUUCGCUCACUCAGAGAGAAAAUAUCUUCCAAAGUGUCACUGUUGUCCCUUUGCUCGUGUCCCUGCAGCUUCCAACAAUACCGACACUUUCCUAAUGUAAUAAGUAAUGACAAACUGACCUUGAUCUGUGUCCAUGGAACGUGUUCAAUGUAUCAUAGUUUUAUUUUUGUGUGUGUGAUAGAGAUUACACCCAGUGCCCAUUGGCCAGUUUGGUUGUAACUAAAUCAAAUGGAAGUCCCUUUGUUUCCAGCUUCGGAACGUUUAGUGCAUUUAUUUAUUUUAAACGUCCUUUUUAUUUUAUAACAAGCUACUGUGUAGUAAAUCUAACGUCAGCAAUAAAAACUGACUUUCAGGCAAAAUGACAAAAUGAAAAGUAAUCACACACUUAGUACAACACUAUAAUCUCUUUUUUUAAAUACCGUUAAUAGUCAAUAACAUGAUAUUUAUUUCUGACUCCUGAACAAUAUGAAUGUGGUUUGUAUUUUUUAUUCAAAAAUGUCCUUAUGGUUUAUGAAUAUUGUCAGACCAAAUGUUACGGGAAAAGAUACCAAAAAAGAAAAAAAAAUGCCAAGGAUGGAGUGUAGGAAAUUACAUUAUUAUGGAAUAGCGAUAAGGGUAAAGCAGAUGCCAUUUUGUUCCUUUCACCCCCCAACUGCCCCUCUCUGUGAUGCCAGUUUAACAUUGCCACAUGGUUCCAGAACUGAACUUGGCAACAUUUAUAAAUAACAAAGAAUUGAAUUGACAUUGUGGCAUUAAGAUAUUUAAUAUUAUUAGAAUGAAGUAAUCAAACUCUGGGAGGCAGAUUUAUCAAUUUUCGAGCUUAAUAGAGGAAAGAAAUUCUCAACCACCAGGUCUUUGUCACUUUUUUACCCCACAGAUGAGAAUUGGCAGAAAAUCUCGAAUGUUUUUAUGAACUGGGACAAUAAAGUUGCUUGAGACAAUUCAUAUUGAUUCCUUUACAAACUUGACAGCUUUUACUUGCUGGGUUUAUCUGGCUAUUUUAAAGAGGUUUUACAACUCAUAGAUAAAUCGCGACUAUUCCUAGUUUGUAAGAAUAUUCUUGUGUAUAUUCUCAUUCGAGUUUUUUUGCAACUUUUUUUUUUGAUUGAGGAAAGAACUGCAAGCUUUAAUUCUGAGAAAUCUGCCUCUUAGAAUAUUAACAUGCAUUUUAGGUGUAUUAAAUGACGAUGAGAUAGGGGCAGAAUGCAGGCACUCCUGUUUCAGAAUCACUGCGCCUAAGUGAGCUCUCCACAUAAUAAAAGAUAUCCAUGUAUUGAAGGUAACCCACUCUCACAUGUCCUAUCUUGGUCAAAUCAAUAAUCUAAUGCAAAGCCAACCUAUCUGAAUUUAUAGCAGCCCAAACAUUGGCUUUGCAUCCAUUUCAACUUUUUGACCAAGAUAAGACCCAUGAGUGAGAAUUUCCUCCAACACAUGGAUAAACGACUGAUCAUUAGCUAUGAGAAAUAUACUUAUUUGAAAGGUCUGUAUCAGUGGUAUAACAAGCUUCAAAGAGAUUCUCUGCGCACCUGGUCCUUCAGAAGAUUUUUUGGGUGAGGGCAAGGACGCUCAGAAGCUCCUACCUUUGGCUUAGUGAUGUGUUGGUCAGUCUUGCAACCAGCAGGACCCAUGGGUUUAAUGUCCGUUCCCUACCCGAGACCUUAUUCCGCUAGCCUAUGCUUCUGGCACCCUCUGUUUAGAGGCAUGCCCGUCCCAUUUCAUGACAUCUCAAAUGGCUGGGUCAGGCAUGGGUCCAUAAAUAGAGCAACCAUGCCGGGUAGGGUAGAGGACUUGGGAUAGGGUUGGGAGCUGCUAGUUUUUUUUUUUUUGUCGACCCGCACAUCACUACCGGCCCUUCUACCCAACCCCAUUCCCCGCUCUUGUGGGUGUAGGUACUGGGAUAGGGGGAAAGAGCUGGGAUAGGGGGUGUAAGAGCUGGGAUAGGGGGAAUUCAAACCACUAUAGAGGAAGCAGACCCUGAUUUUGGGUCUGCUUCCUCUAUAAUUAUGCCAAUGAUUUAUAUGCUAUAAUUCAAAAAUAAAAUAAAAAUAAUGGUAAGCUCUUUGUUGAUACUUUCCAUAUGACCCCAAAUACUUUCCACAGAAGUGGAAAAAUAACCCACACUUAGGGGGUUAUUUGCUUAAAUCUGAAUUUAUCUCAUUAUUUAAAUGAAAAAAUUGUAAUUAAAAAUUUUCAGAAUUUCCCCCCCCCCCCGAAUUGCUAGAUUUUUGGGUGUUUUUCCCUGAAAACUUUUCCAGAUUACCCAGCGCAGAUCACACGAUCUUCAAAUUGUAAAAGGGACAUCUCCCAUUGACUUAUACAAGACCUCAACAGUUCUGAAACGGCAGAUUUUCUGAAUCAGGCUUUUUGCAGCAUUGGGGCAUAAUAAAUCGUGAAAAAAUUGAGUUUUUGCCCCAAAAAGCCCAACCAGAUAAAUUUGAGGUUUAGUAAAUACCUCCCAAGUAGUUGAUUAUUUCAGAUUUUUUUUUAAGGCUGGUUAAAAAAACGCAUUUGGCAAGGGAGAGAGACGUCUAAUAGAAGAGAGAGUGGUUCCAGCCCUGUCAUUGUUGCAAAUGUCGUUGGCGCUUACUGGAAGCACAGAAACUUUCAUUUUUUGGAAUUGCUGUUUAUAUAGGGUCAAUAUAUGAAAUAAUUGUCUUGUUCGUGUCAAAAUCAACCAUGCAACGUGCACUUUAUCCGAUCUGAAGCAAAUUAUUUUUAUUUAUUUUUUU